AUGGAGUUUGACACACAUUUACCGCUGGUUUUUUUUAAAAUAGGAUAAUGUUACUUUUUUUUUUUUCACAAUGAAACUGUGUAUAUAGUAUUGUAUUUUAUUUCUUCUGAUUUGCGACACAAUCACAAGCAUCUUUGCCAUUUGGCGUCUCAAUUUUACCCACACAAUUAUUAAUUUAUGAUUGAUUGAAGGUUCCAAGAUUUUAUUUGGGAAUUUAUUCCAAACUGUUGAAAUAUUCAAAAAAUUUGCUGCAGUUAAAUUUAUAUUUUCUGAACCAGACCUAGACUCCAACCACAAAUAAAUGUGCCCCCACCUGAAUUGUUAUAGAUCUAGUAAAAUAUCAUUCCCAGUUGUGUAUUGCACAAGAUGAUAAAUAACACAGGCUUCUCAGAGCUGAGAACAAGGUUGGCCUGACUUUAAAUACAUUUCUACAACUGAUACGUUCACUAUUGCUACGUACUUGUAUAAAAUAAAAUUUGAGACAUGUAUGGAAGUUCAAACUCCCAGACUAAACGGCGCAAGAAGCGUUUACUACAAGCAACAAAAACAGUGACAGUAGUUCGUGGAAAGUUGGGCUAUGGUUUCACUAUAUCUGGCCAAAACCCCUGCAUGUUGAGCUCUAUUGUUGCUGGUAGCCCAGCACAAGCAGCAGGGCUGAAGCCUGGGGAUCUCCUCUACUUUGUCAACGGACAGAAUGUCAGCAGAGCCUUCCAUGAUGAUGUUGUGCGCAUGGUAGGGCUCUCCACAGGAUCAUUAGUUUUGCAGGUUGCAGAAAAUGUAAACAGCUCCGAUUCCUCUGAUGAUGACUACCCACCUCGCAGCAAGUCACGCUACCCAAAUAGAGUUCGGCCUCGCAAGAAUCAUGGGGAUAGAGUUUCUAAAUAUGACCGGGCUUCACGACAAGCUGACAACUUGCCAGCUCAUCAGCGCCAGUACGCCCCCCAGGGUACAGAGUCAGACUUGUCCUCCAGCCUUACAUCCCAGGAGGACCACGGCUGGACCCAGGGCUGGCCCAGGGUCAACCAGAGAGCGGCCCCAGAAGCAGGGCGAGGGUUCACCUAUACUGCCGUACAAGAUGGCCCUGUCAUCUCUACAGCCAAGAAAGUCUCCUCUGCCUCUGCUGUAGUCAAAAAGGUCCCUCCCAUGUCAGGACAGUCAGCUGAGACACACCCCUCCGUCUUACACAAUAAAAUUGUUGAUCCAGUACCAACUCCCCAGAUAGAAAAGUUGAAUGUUAGGGCAGAGAAGGAUGGUGAAGAGGUCCUGCUGCCGUUGGUGGAGCCUCUAAAAGCUGUUGUGGGCUACAUUGGUUCAAUAGAAACUCCAAGUUCUCACACUCGCCCGCACCAGCGCCUCCAAGCCUUACGCAAUGCAGUUAGAAGGCUGAGAGUAGAGAAGAAGGUCCACACCCUGGUGCUGAUCCAGGUCAGCCAGACGGCUGUUACCCUAACCAAUGCACUGGGCAAGCAGCUAGCUCUGUACCCCAGUGACCGUAUCGCCUUCAGUGGGAUCUGUCCAGAUGACGAGCGCUUCUUUGGGCUGGUGACCCUGAGUUUACCUGAUGAUGACACCAGCAGCUUGCUGGAGGGGGGAGGAAACACAAGCUUCCCUAACUCUUCCUGUCAUGCCUUUAUGAUUGAACCAGAGUUAAGUCCCCACAGUAUGCACCUGCAACAAGCUGAAGCCUUCCACAUCAAGUGUAGCAGACAGUCCUUGGUUUGUGAAGAGUUUCCCAGCUCGGCCACCUCACUGAUCCUGUCUAUAGCCAGCCUGUACCGUCAUGGACCGGCCAGAAAAUUUGACAGCGAAAUAGUUCAGUCUCAAGCUUUUGCUGAGCCCAUCAGGCAAGCAGAGCGCAGCAAUAGUAUUGCUAGCAGCAAUGGGAACAACAGCACCAGUGACAGUGGGCUGGGACUAGCUAGAGAGGAGGCCCCCCUGGAGCAGAAUGAACAGAUCUGUGUUGUGGACCUCCCAUGUGACAGACAGUUAAACGCCAGCUGUUUCUCAGUAGACACAAGUGUCUUGUCUACUCAAGGCCAUCUCUCUCCAGAAGUGGACGUGGUCAACCACACGCAGGGGUCAGCCACACCUCGGAGGCCAUUGUCAGCUUUUGAUCCCAGAAGAGGUUUGAACAACUCCAGCAGCAGUGAGGAGUGCUGGCACCAUGUCAACAAGCUGAACCCCAGGGCCAUGCCAGACCCCGCCUACCCCGGGGCGCAGAGUGUCAGCCCACUGCCCCAGUCUACAGAAAACUUGAGACAAAGCAUGCAGCGCCUGUUGCAGGCUCGCCAGCAGCAGCUGCAGGAGCAGAACUGCAUGCUGGGUAGUGAUGGCGAGUCCCACGUGGGGGACCCAGUUCUCUCCCUCUCUGUGGCUGAAGAUGGGCACGCUGUGCUUGAGGGCAGCGUUGGGCAGAAGGUGCAGGCGUUGUUUGCUGCCCCUGUUAGCGUGCCAUCCACUGCCUCCGUCAGGUCAGCCUUCCAAGUGCCCAGACCCGUGUCAGCCCCACCUGUCAAGCACAGGUUCCACACCCAGCCAGAAACUGUGGACUUGGAGACUCUGGGCAAGCUCAGCCCCAGGGCCUACCCCAGCGCCUCACCCAUGGCAGUUUUUCGCUCUCCAUCCGCACCUCCGGCCCCAUUUUUCCCACAUCGAGAUUCUGAUGAGGAUGAGGAUGAUGAUGCAAGUUAUAAAAGUGAAGAUGACCCUUACAUACGCCAGAUUUUAGAACAAUUCAGCCGAGACAAGAUCUCUGCCUUAGAAGGAGAAAGUCGCAGAUUUUCAGAAGGAUUUGCUCUUUCAAAAAAGAUGCCUUUGAUUUUUAUAGUGCUUCUCCUUCUGCAAAGUGCUAAUGGGAAUUUUACAAAGACUACGCCAAAUGCAAUAUCAGGUAAUGGAACCUAUAUUGAAAAUGAUUCAAAAGGAACAGAAACCUGCACUCAAUAUAUACCGUAUGGUUCUAUUUUUAUCAAUGUGACAUUAGUAUUGUUGCUGGCUGUGAGUGUUCCGUUUGCCUGCAAAUAUAUAGUUGAAAAAUGUAAAAAAAAAAUGAAGCAAAAAAUAAUGUAGCUGUAGGCAAGUGUUCUCAAGAAUUGGAAAAUAGUCCACAAGUCUCGAGUUCAACCCCACUGGCAGAUAAAUCUCGAUCCCCUUCCACACUAAUAAUUAAGAACGAAGAAGAAGAAGAAGAAGCUGACCAGAAUGAUGGCAAAAAGCAGAAGGUAUGUAGCUAUUGAAUUUUUUUUAAUUAGCACCUAACUUCUGUUAUUUGAAUUAAUUUAUAUUAUUAUGUAACACACUAAGUGUUUACGUGAACACCCAGCACGAGUCCACACAGCACUGUUCUUUAUAGUACGGGUCUUCACACACUGUCUUCAAACAGGGGUCUUGAAACACUAAGGGUCCAUAUAUCACAAAGACAUGCUCCGUACGAAAAUCAUAUCGAUGAAACUUAACUGGUUUAGAUAGCUAUAGAUUUUGCUGACUGGAUGUUAUAUAUCCGCCGAC
Molecule: messenger RNA, 3507 nt
Organism: Physella acuta
Lineage: Eukaryota; Metazoa; Mollusca; Gastropoda; Physidae
Biological process (GO): regulation of G protein-coupled receptor signaling pathway
Cellular component (GO): plasma membrane; nucleus; cytoplasm
Molecular function (GO): protein binding; GTPase activator activity
Source: RefSeq, a predicted model, not a curated record